Messenger RNA from Plasmodium malariae, 3105 nucleotides. It is a transcript of the gene RPN1, whose product is annotated as 26S proteasome regulatory subunit RPN1, putative. The record is from RefSeq and is a predicted model, not a curated record. The transcript has 4 exons. Gene Ontology annotation, molecular function: enzyme regulator activity. Gene Ontology annotation, cellular component: nucleus; proteasome complex; proteasome storage granule. NCBI's taxonomy places the organism in Eukaryota, Apicomplexa, Aconoidasida, Haemosporida, Plasmodiidae. Gene Ontology annotation, biological process: regulation of protein catabolic process; proteasome-mediated ubiquitin-dependent protein catabolic process. Bases 1 to 3105 code for a protein of 1034 amino acids.
AUGACAGCAGAAGAUAAAAAGGCAGUCUCAAUAAAAGUGCCGGUAAAGGACAAGGACGCGGAGGAGAAAAGAAGAAAGUUGAACAAAGUAAAAAUAAAAAAUGAAGAAUUAAAUGAAGAAGAAAAGAAAAAAAAGGAAGAACUGGAAUUGCUAAUUACAAGAUUAAAGGACGAUGAUCCAAAUGUAGUGAAUUUAUCUAUCACAUUAUUAAAUAAAGAAAUUAUCGACACAAGUGGAAUUUUAACCUCUUCUUUACUAGCUUUAAAAGUAUUGAAGUCUCAUUAUAAUUCUUUGAUAGAUAUACAUAAUGAAAUGAAAUUUGAGGAAUGCAAGAGAAAGUUAAGCAACAUGAUUAGUGCAUUAUCAACAACUAUAGGAGAUGAAAAUAAUAUCGUGAAAUAUAUUAUUUCUGGGAAUAAGAAAGAUCUAAUAAACUAUGGCCACGAGUAUAUAAAGAAUUUAAUUACAAAGUUACUGGCUGAGUAUAAAAACUUAAAAGACGAGGACGCAAAUGGAGCUGCAUUGUCUAGCACUGCAAAUAUGACAAGUUCUGCUAACAUGGCAAGUGCUGUUAACAUGACCAAUUCAAACAAAGUAGCUAACACCCUUAGUCAGAUGUACGAAUUAGUGAACAUCGUCGUUCCCUACUGCUUUAAUCAUAACACGGAAUACGAGGCUAUAGACCUACUGAUAGAGGUGGAUAAAAUUAAUGAUAUAUAUUUAUAUGUUGAUGAAAAAUCGUGUGAAAGGUCAAUAUUGUAUUUGUUAAAUUUAACUCAUUAUAGUUCAUCAACAGACGAAUACUAUAAACUAAUGGAAGUGAUAUUACUUAUAUUAAAAAAACAUAAAAAGUAUGUGGAAUAUUUAAAAAUAUUAUUAAGAUUAAAUAGAAGAGAUAAAAUAAAAGAAAUUUUUUUUGAAUGUGGUGAUACUCUAUUAUGUAAACAGAUGGCCUUAAUAUGUUCUAGACAUUGUAUACAUUUAGAAUUUAGUCAAGAAGAGAUAAUAAAAUAUAGUAAUAUGAAUUUAAAUGAAAUAUCUACUUUAUCUUCAGGAGAACAUUUAUCUCCGAUUUUUUUAAAAUUAGCAAAAGAUUUAGAUGUAGAAGAACCCAAACUACCAGAAGAUAUUUAUAAAAUCCAUUUAGAAGAAAAAAGAAAUACAAAUGCAUGGGAUUCAGCUAAACAAAAUUUAUCGUCUACAUUUGUUAAUGCAUUUGUAAAUGCAUCUUUUUGUAAAGAUAAACUAAUGACUGUAAAUUCCUCUUUAUGGAUUUUUAAGAAUAAGGAAUAUGGUUUAAUGAGUGCAACAGCAUCUAUGGGGUUAUUACUAAUGUGGAAUCUAGAUGAAGGUUUAUCACAAAUAGAUAAAUUUCAAUAUAGUACUGAUCAAUAUGUAAAAGCAGGUUCAUUAAUGGCAUUUGGGAUAGCUUGUACAAAUAUAAAAAACGAAUGUGAUCCGGCAUAUGCAUUGUUAUCUGAACAUAUUGAUGCAGAAAAUACUUUAGAAAAAAUUGGAGCUAUAUUAGGAUUUGGAUAUGCAUAUGCAGGUUCGAAUAGGGAAAAUCUCUUAGAUGUAUUAAUUCCUCCCUUAGUUGACAAUGGAUGUAUUAUUGAUUGUAGUGUUUUUGCAGCUCUAUCUCUAGGUCUAGUAUUUGUUGGAUCACAAAAUAGAGAAAUUGCUGAGUAUAUUAUUGAUACCAUUUUGGAAAGAGAAAAAAUAAAUAAUUGUUUAGAUCAACCUAUAUCGAAGCUCUAUGCAGUAGCUUUGGGUCUUUUGUUUCUUUGUUCAAGGGAAAAAUGUGAAGCUACCUUAUCCGCACUUGAAGUUAUCAAACAUCCGAUAGCCAAAUAUAUGAUAGCAACAGUUGAAGGAAUGGCCUUUGCGGGAUCAAACGAUGUAUUGAAAGUGCAAAAGAUGCUACAAGUAUUGGUCGAAAAAAGAAACGACAAAAAGAUCAACGGAGAAAAUAAGGCACAUAAUAACAGUAGCGGUUCCAUCGAUGGUAAGAUAACUAACGCAGAAAAUAAAGGAGCAAGUAUCGACAAUAAGAAGAUAAAUACCGGAGAUGCUGGAAAAGGCGUGAAGAGUUCCAUUGAAGGAAAAUCAGCUACAGGUAACAAUAGCAGCAGUAAUAUUGGCGCUAACAUUAGCGGAAAUAUCAGUGGAAAUAUGAACGGAAAUAUCAGUGGAAAUAUGAGCGGAAAUAUCAGUGGAAACAAUGGCAUGGGUGGUAGCAGUCCAGUGGAAGACAACCUGGACCAGUGUGUUGCUAUCCUAAACAUUGCACUCAUAGCCCUAACGGACGAUAUAAGCUCAGAGAUGACUACUCGUAUUGUUGACCACUUUUUACAAUACUCUAGCAUUAAUCAAAAAAAAGCCGUUCCACUUGCUUUGGCCUUAUUAUUUACAUCCUUUCCAAAACCAAACAUUGUUGAUAUCUUGUCAAAAUUAACACAUGAUCAAGAUCCGGAUGUAGCUUUGCAUGCAAUUAUUUCCUUAGGGUUUGUUGGUGCUGGAACAAACAACUCUAGAAUUGCUAUUCUACUAAGACAAUUGUCCACAUUUUAUUGUAAAGAUACCAAUGCUACUUUUGUUGUAAGAUUAUCACAAGGUUUACUGUAUAUGGGAAAAGGUUUACUUACUAUCAACCCUUUGCAUUCCAAUCGUUCGAUUAUUAACCCCGUCUCCUUAGGAUCUCUAUUAAUAACAAUACAUGCAUGCUUGCAAUUGAAGUCAACAAUAUUAGGCAAAUAUCAUUAUCUGCUCUAUCAUUUGGUGCCUUGUAUUUAUCCCAGAAUGCUCGUAACAGUCAACGAAAAUUUGGAACCACUUCCCAUCUCUGUGCGCGUUGGACAGGUGAAGCUCGGGAAAAAAAAAAAUAAUAAAUAUAUAUUACAGCUAUCACGAGCGGUUGAUGUUGUUGGACAAGCGGGAAAACCCAAAACGAUAACAGGAUUUCAAACUCACGUUACUCCCGUUUUACUCUUGCACACAGAUCGAGCGGAAAUUGCCACCGAAGAAUAUAUUCCAAUCAGCGAUACCCUAGAAGGAAUUGUUAUCCUCAAAAAGGACCCUAAUUAUAUCCCACCAACUGCCAAUUGA